UUUCAUUUUCCCACUACACAAAUAUUUCAUUUCCCACCACACAAAACUCUCUCUCAUUUUCUCUGUAUCUCACACAGCCUCUCACAUUCACACACACACACACACAGCCCUGCGAGCCUCGACAAGUAAAGCCCAGCCUAGCGUUGAUGAGCCAAACCAAGCACAACUUAGCACCGCCGAUCCCAGCCCAACCCAAUGCUGAUGCCAAGCAAAACCCAACUCGUCAACUCCUCUCCUCCUCGAUCUCUCCACCAUCAACCUGUACCCAUCGGCCCUCUCUCCCUCACCACAAGAUCCUCUCUCCCCUCACCAACUCCUGCCAUAGCCACAAUUGCCGCCCUCUGCCACCCCCAUACCUAUUCCUUUUUCCUCAUCAUACCCAUACCCAUACCCAUUUUGAUUUUUGCUUGAAUCAGGGGCAGAAGGAUGCUAUAGAGAAGGGUCUAGUUAGCGUGGAAGAUGUUGAAAUGGCAACAUCUCAAGGAUGUUCCUCUGGUCCAACGAUCCCCAAUUCUCCAAAAAUCAUCAACCGCAUCCCAUCAACCAAGCAGCUUAUAAGUUUUAUCUUGGUGUUUGAGGAUUUUUUUUUGUGUACAAAGAACUAUGGAAGAACAACCACAUUUUUUGCAAAUGUUGAAUGAUAUUUUAAAACACUUUGGAACUUUGAUUAUAGUAUUAGUUUAAUUUGAGCGGUUGUUUUAUUCAAAGAACCACAUCUUUUUUG
This is a messenger RNA of Quercus robur (English oak), 724 nucleotides long. RefSeq lists its product as uncharacterized. The transcript is spliced from 3 exons. The record is from RefSeq and is a predicted model, not a curated record. Bases 147 to 641 code for a protein of 164 amino acids. NCBI's taxonomy places the organism in Eukaryota, Viridiplantae, Streptophyta, Magnoliopsida, Fagales, Fagaceae.